GUUCAGAGACGCAGCACAACAAAGACCAUCGGAGAUCAUCAGAGAGUUCAGACACGGUCAGGACUCAGGAGGGGUAUAAUCGAGCUGAGGUAAGAUCGACCAUGGUGCUGGGCUUGGGCGGAUGCUGUGGUGGUGUCGCCGUCGACGACGGAAGGAGGGUGUCGCCUGCUGCGAAGGAGGCCCCAGAAGGAGAAGGCCAUCCGGAGGCUGAGAAGCAGCAGCAUCGGGUGGUACAAGAGGAGAAGAUGAAGAAGGGAGGUGAGCCGGGCAAGAUCGCUGCAGCAGGGAAGGAGAGGAAGAAGAGGGAUCAUCAGAAGGACCCACCCAUCGUGAUGGUGCAUCAGUUCCCCUUCCACUCGCGCCCCAGCUUGCUCUGAAUUCAUCAAUUCAUUCUUGAUUUCGAGGGGGUGCUGGUAGUGGUCUAGUUGUACUCCUGGUUGUCUUUUGGUGUCUUUGGAAGAUCAGUGGUGUAAUUCUUUAGUUCUUUUGUUUUGCCGCCGCCCGUCUGGAAAUCUAUAAAAAUGCAUUUUUGGAUACAA
Molecule: messenger RNA, 539 nt
Organism: Panicum virgatum (switchgrass)
Lineage: Eukaryota; Viridiplantae; Streptophyta; Magnoliopsida; Poales; Poaceae
Exons: 1
Coding region: 102-377 (91 amino acids)
Source: RefSeq, a predicted model, not a curated record